GUUGAAAAUUUUCCGACAGUCCCCACCACUAAAUAAAAACUAGAAUCCUCUUUUCGGAGUCAAGGAACGUGAGGUUUUCACAAAACGUUGGGCCAGUCAGUCACAUCGCUUCGGAUCGAGCAGUACUGUUUCCUAGUACUGAAUAGCUGCCUUGCCAUCAAUAGUGUGCAGUUUGGCCAAUUUUCGGUUCAUCCAUUUUGAGUUUUAUCUGAAUUUGAGCAGUAAAGUUUCAAACUAAAUCAACAUGGCUGACGAUGAAGCAAAGAAGGCGAAACAGGCGGAAAUCGAGCGCAAGCGUGCCGAAGUGCGCAAGCGCAUGGAGGAAGCCUCCAAGGCCAAAAAGGCCAAGAAGGGUUUCAUGACUCCGGAACGUAAGAAGAAGCUCAGGCUACUUCUGCGCAAAAAAGCUGCUGAGGAAUUAAAGAAAGAACAGGAGCGCAAGGCAGCUGAACGUCGACGCAUUAUUGAGGAACGAUGUGGCAAGCCUAAAAACAUCGAGGAGGCUAACGAAGACCAAUUGAAAGACAUUGUAAAAGAAUAUUACAGCCGUAUGUAUACGUGUGAAGGCCAAAAAUGGGAUUUGGAAUAUGAAGUCCGGAAAAGAGAUUGGGAGAUUUCCGAUCUGAAUGCCCAGGUUAACGACCUGCGUGGCAAGUUCGUUAAGCCCACUCUGAAAAAGGUUUCGAAAUACGAGAACAAAUUCGCUAAGCUCCAGAAGAAGGCUGCUGAAUUCAACUUCCGUAACCAACUCAAGGUUGUCAAGAAGAAGGAAUUCACUUUGGAGGAGGAAGACAAAGAGAAGAAACCGGACUGGUCCAAGAAGGGAGACAGCAAGGUGAAAGAAGAAGCAGCAGAAGCUGUUGAAGCCGAGUCUUAAAUUCUGUUCGACAGCCCUUAUCUUUUCUUUAAAGAUACAGCGGCAAAUGUAACAACACACGCAUUGAUGCUAUUUUUUAUUUAACCCUGACAAUAAAAAAUCUAUCCUAUGUUCUAUCCAAUGCUA
Anopheles stephensi (Asian malaria mosquito) is the source of this 1003-nucleotide messenger RNA. It is a transcript of the gene wupA, whose product is annotated as troponin I. The transcript has 7 exons. Gene Ontology annotation, biological process: muscle contraction. NCBI's taxonomy places the organism in Eukaryota, Metazoa, Arthropoda, Insecta, Diptera, Culicidae. The record is from RefSeq and is a predicted model, not a curated record. Gene Ontology annotation, cellular component: troponin complex. The coding region runs from base 245 to 877 and encodes 210 amino acids.